AAGCUAGCGAAUAGUUAGCUACACUACGCGGUAACAAAGCGAUUCGAUUUCAUUCCCAUCUAAUCCGCGUAGUGAGUGAGUAGGCCGCGUGGUUCAUAUAUGUUGACGGAGAGCGCGGCAUACCGUAUCGCUGUGCCCUUAGUCAGUACAGUGCUUGAGAUCGGAAAGAACAGCUCUAGAGUAAAAUCUAAAUUUAGAGUGGUUAGUUGUAGUUGUUUACGCGCCGCUGUGAGAGCACCACGUGUCUACCGGCUUACAUAUGCGAGAUCGCAAGAGCACCUUCACCAAGGAAUACAUAAAUAAUAUUUUCAACCCCUUGACCAGACCCACUAGACCGACUUCGAGGCCUGAUAACCACAACUCAUCACGUGUUGCCGAAGAGCAGCGCGAGACAAUUGAAGAACAAACGAAAAUGUUGAUGCCUAGUGCUGGAAUUACUGCCUCCACAGAGACCGAGAAUCUCGUGGGGGGACUCGGAAGUCUAGGGGUUUUGGGGGCUGCUGGUACGCUUAACGGAACCGGGGUGCAAAAUAAAGACACUACAUGGACUAAAUUAUUCGUCGGGGGUUUACCAUAUCACACUAGCGAUAAGUCACUUAGAGAUCACUUCGCUGUUUAUGGAGAAAUCGAAGAGGCAGUUGUUAUUACUGAUAGACAAACAGGAAAAAGUAGAGGUUACGGAUUUGUAAUAAUGGGUGAUAGGGCUUCGGCAGAAAGGGCAUGUAAAGAUCCAAAUCCUAUUAUAGAUGGAAGAAAAGCAAAUGUGAAUUUAGCAAUUUUAGGAGCCAAACCAAGAGGCAAUGUUCCAGCAGGAUUUCCAUUCCCGAGUGUGCGAGCGGGAGCGUACCCGACGUUGCUCCCUAGUCAGUACGGAGUGCCCCCUGGCUAUGUGUAUCAAUCACCGUAUUUGGCAGCUACAGCACCAGGCAGUUUAGUUCCUCUACAAGCUACACAAUUAACACACGCAGCUGCGGUCGCAGCUGCGGCUACAUCUCAAUUCUAUGAAUACCACAAUGCAGCCGCUGUUGCUGCGGCAGCAGCAGCGCCUUACACUGGACAAUACGCUAAUGGAUUUGAUGCAUAUACACCUUAUACAGGAGCUACUGGUGCUGCCGGUUAUAUGCCAUAUACAUACGCGGCUUUACCCCAGACACCAGGGCUACCGACUGCUACAGCUGGAGCUUUCCCAGGAAUCCCUUACCAAACGGCGGCUCAAGCUCAAAGCUUACAAGAAGCUAGGUUACAGUAAUGAAAUCCUUAAUUUCAACUAUUACACAUUCACUGUAACCCUUUUAGUGACUUAUAUGAGUGAGAGUAAAAUGUACUUAAUCUAUCACAAAUUAUAUCAUUAUUGAUAUUCAAAAUUAUUUUAGAAAAAUUUGUUCUAUUUUUUGAUACGGACAACAGUGAAAAAGCUGUUUGCCAAUUCUCAUUUCUUAUUGAAGAAAAAUAUUUUUAUUUUUUGAUAUUUACAUGGAUCUGUCGAAAGACUGCACCAGAAGACUCAUAAAUUAGAGGUUACGCGGUGCAAUUUCUAAAUAAAUUAAUUUAUUCUUAGUAGAGUAAUUCCAGAUUUAGUUACCACUGGUGCAGUAGAAUUACAUUAAUAAUUAGACGUUAAAACAUGUCAUUGUGCAGGUCAGAUACAACUUUUUAAUGUAAUUUCACUGGGCUAAUUUAAUAAAAAUAAAUAAAUGCUCAAUAAAAAUUAACAGACUUCAAAAUUGCUUCUACUUUUGCAGAGUAGUUUAUGUUGAUACUGCAAAAGAAGUGCAAUAACUUUGAAUAUUAAAAUUUACUUAGAAUUAUUUCUUUUAGUUGUGAAGGUACCAAGCGAUCAAUUCACAACUAUUCAAUAAAAUUUACCACUAAAAAUACAAUUUAUACAACUCAUACUACAACUUUCUGAACAAUGAAGCUGCUGUUCUUAAUAUGUCAUUUGCACUAGAUUUAGCUUUAUUAUAUAAUCAACAAGGUUUCUAAAAUAUCAAAUCUAUCACAAAUUUCACAUUUAAAUUAUUAUAAAACACAUGAAUAUCAACAGACCCGUUCUUAGAUAUUUUAUUUUCUGAUUUUAUUUUCUUUUAAAUAUUGUGCAGCUUCCCCUAGUCCGUUUCAUCUCCUUAUGCAGUUAAAAAGAUUCUGACUCAAUUUUUUUUUAAUUGUAGUGUCGGUGUGUAGAUUUAUUGUUAUAUUAUUUGUAUAUUGACUCGCAAGGUACUUAGAUCUAGUCUUAUUAUUAUUAGUUAUUAAGAAAAAUAAAUUUACGUUGGAUAUGUGAAAUAUCUCAUUGAAUUGACAUAAGCUUCAUCUGGAAAGAUGGACAAGUCGAAUUGCUUCAUUUUGAAGACAAUCUCUCAAAAUAUGCAAUGUUUUUAAGUAGUAAAUGUAAAAGAUUACAAAAAUUGUAUAGAGCACAAAAAAUAAGUGUAGUUUAGAUUUUAGUUCUAUCCAAAGAAAAAAAUGUAACGAAACGUCUCUGUUUUUGACCAAGAUGUUGACGAUUAACUUUUUGAACAUCGUUGAUACAUGUUUCUGUAGUAUUUGUAGAUCAAAUGUUAUUAGAAUACUUCAGCUAGGUACUAUAUACCAAAAAUUAUUUAAUCGAGUCUUGUAUAAACAGAUUAGAUUCUUCUUAGUGUACAUUAUGAAAAUUUGACGUAUUCCAAAUACUGCUAGAUAUGUUUUAUUAUUCCUAAAACGAAAUUUAACAAACAACCCUAUGCAAGACCUUAGUUUUUCUAUCUGAAGUUGAGGUUAAUAGAAGAAAUGUUUGAAGAGAAGAAGAAGACAUAAUCAAAAGAAAUGUUGACUGCUUAUCAAACUAGUACAACAACAAAAAAAUAUUUAAUAAAAACCAUUGGAUUAUGUCAAAUGUUUGGUCCGUACUUAAAUUAUGACUGACAAUCUUAUUAGAAAUAUUUAACUGUCGAAAAAAUUAUAUUUAUUCAAAAAAAUUAAUAUAAAAUAUUUAAGUAGUAAGAAAUUAAAAAAAAUUCAAAUUAUAUAUUAUAUGUAGUCAUUACUAAUAGAUUAGUAUUAAUUUAUUUAAUCUAUUACUAGAUUUUAAAGCAUAGUUAUAAGAACUUUAUAAAUUCGCAGGUAAGAAUUCAAUAAACACCCCCCACAUACUUGCACAAGAUUGUGAUAAUAAUAGUUGGAGUCGUACCAGACUCUCUAGUCACUAUUGCCUAAAAAUAUGCAAGUCCGUCCAUGUGCCUAGUGCCUCAUUUACAAUUGCUAAUUAUCUAGCUGAUACUAAAUUUUUAGUUUGAUCUAUAUUGAUACGCUUUACAUCGAUAUUUUUCUACUAAAAAUACUGUUUAUUACAAUUACUCACUUACUAUAUAUGGUUCAACAAAGUAGGUGUUAGUGUUGUUAUAGUAGUAGUAAACAAUAGUUUACACUUGUGGAAUUUCUGAUAUUCAUACUAAACACACUGGACCAACACACAAUCAGGUAUUUGCAUUUUUUUUUAAUAUUUAUUUUUUUGUUUAUUUUACAAGUUCUUCAUAUGAAAUAAUGUCAGAAAGUAAAAUAUUUAAUUAAAAGUGAAAAAAUUUCAAAUUUUCAACUACAUAAGAAAACGAUUCUCAUUAGUUUUCAGUUGUGACGUCGUAGGUUUAAUAAAAACAUUGAGCAGUUGUAUGCUCGAUGAUCACUAGGUUAUUGUUGCAGCAACGUAGAGAGAGCUGUUAUAAUAUAGUUUUUAUUUAAAAAUUACGUAUAAACAAAACAUUUUUCUCUCUCUCUCUCUCUCUCUCUCUCUAUAUAUAUAUAUAUAUAUAUAUAUAUAUAUAUAUACAUAUAUAUACAUAUAUAAGAAAAAACAGAAUAAACCUUUUAUAGGUCAAGUUCUUACAUUAUUACAUGAUCAUGUGAAAAAUUGAAAUCAUAAUAAACUUUAUAACUUUGAAAUAUUAAAAUAUACUUACAUAAAAAAUGAUCCUGGUAACAAAAAUCAUUACAUUUCGCAGGAUCGUCAAAACGACCAAAACUUUCAAACAAUUUUUGUUGUAGUAUAUUAGAAUUUCUUGGCAUCAUAAAAAAAACUUUCAGGUGUUUUAGUUGUGGUAUUUUUACAUCCUGGCACAAAACAAGAUUUAUAUACCAUUUUUCAGAUGAAUCAAAAUUAACAAUAAAGCUUAUUUUAAAAUAGCCGAGAGAAUAAUUGUCGUAUUUACUUUGUAUCAUAUGUUCAGUGUUUAUUUUAUACCUAUGACGUCAAUAAAUAUGGCGACCUUACUGAAAUGUUUAAACUACCUACAAAAUUUUUAAAUUUCAAUAAUUUUUUUCUCUAUAAAUAUUUAUCACAGAAUUAAAAAGAAAUUAUAAUAAAAGUUGUAUAUAAACUAUUUUUUUCUCAAACCAUGUUAGUAAUCUAUUAAAUGCUUUGGAUAGUAUAGAAACCUAUGGAAACAUGGAAGAAGUAGACAAUGUAAUUGUGACUUCAGUAGUAGUGGUGGUGGGUUUAGUAUGAAAACGAUAUGUUUGAAAACUUAUUGCUAGUCCAUAUUUCUAUAACUACAACAAUCAAUUACUUAGUUAAAUCAGGAUUUCAUCAACAAAAUUGAUAUGGUAACAGGAUGCAAAUCAAAUAUAUAUUUCUCAGUGAGAAACUGAACACUAUUUGAUAAAUGGUAGUACCAAAAA
Molecule: messenger RNA, 4653 nt
Organism: Diorhabda carinulata
Lineage: Eukaryota; Metazoa; Arthropoda; Insecta; Coleoptera; Chrysomelidae
Product: RNA-binding protein 24-B-like
Exons: 5
Coding region: 260-1249 (329 amino acids)
Cellular component (GO): cytosol
Molecular function (GO): RNA binding
Source: RefSeq, a predicted model, not a curated record